UUCCUUUUCUAAAAUACUCAGUGAAUGCCCCGUAAUCCCGCCUCCACGCUGCAACGCGCUCUUCGUGUCCCUCCCGAAACGGCUGCCUCCUCCCACUUGCGUCUUCGCUCCAAAUUCCUCUCUCUCUCUCUCUCUCUCUAAAACUCUAUCUCUGAUUUAUUGUUUCUCUUUCUGAAUUUAUCGAUCAUGGGGAGGAGGAGGAGCUCGCCGGUGAACAAGAUGUUCGCCUGGGUUCGGAGGCAGUCAAUGAAGGUGAAGACCUUCUUGGGCUUCACGACCGUGCUCUGCUCGCUACUCGCUCUGAAACUUCUCGUCAGAGAUUACGAUCACUUCUUCAUCGCGUCCGAGGCCAUUCACGUCGCCGGGAUCGCGGUCUUGAUUUACAAGCUUAUCACUCAGAAGACCUGCUCUGGCCUAUCACUCAAGAGUCAGGAGCUUACUGCCAUAUUCCUGGCUGUAAGAUUGUACUGUAGUUUUGUCAUGGAAGGUGACAUUCACACAGUACUCGACUUUGUCACACUCAUCGCUACCAUAUGGGUUAUAUACAUGAUCAGGUUCAAGUUAAAAUCAACCUACAUUGCAGAGUUAGACAACUUGGCAAUAUAUUAUCUGAUAAUUCCUUCUGCCAUUGUUGCUGUACUUAUCCACCCAUAUACCCAUCAUGCAUAUAUCAGCCGACUCCUCUGGGCAUUUUGUGUGUACAUGGAAUCUGUUUCAGUGCUGCCUCAACUUCGGCUGAUGCAGAAUGCAAAGAUGGUUGAACCAUUUACCGCCCACUAUGUAUUUGCGCUGGGUGUUGCAAGGUUCUUAGGCUGUGCUCAUUGGAUCAUUCAGGUUUAUGAUAGUGCUGGUAAAUACCUGUUCUUGGUCGGGAGCGGGUACUUUUGGCUACCGAUGGCUCUGCUUGCAGAAGUUGUUCAAACAUUCAUCUUGGCAGACUUUUGUUACUACUAUAUCAAGAGCUUCAUGAACGGCCAACUCCUGAUGACCCUGCCUCCUGUUUAGAAGUCUGAUUUUGAGUUUGAGAGGCUGCGACAAUGUAAAUGUUAUUUUGUGAAACUGGCUCUUAUUAUAAUUUAGACUGGGCGUUUGGUGCUUUUGAGAU
Messenger RNA from Diospyros lotus (date-plum), 1105 nucleotides. RefSeq lists its product as uncharacterized. Gene Ontology annotation, molecular function: ER lumen protein retrieval receptor activity. NCBI's taxonomy places the organism in Eukaryota, Viridiplantae, Streptophyta, Magnoliopsida, Ericales, Ebenaceae. Bases 187 to 1005 code for a protein of 272 amino acids. Gene Ontology annotation, biological process: protein retention in ER lumen. Gene Ontology annotation, cellular component: membrane. The transcript has 6 exons. The record is from RefSeq and is a predicted model, not a curated record.